AUGAAGGUUGAAUCUAACUAUGUUGACGGCGAAGGAACGAGGUUGGUGGACGUGGCAUUAGAUAUGUCGUGGCAUGUGGUCGUGGAAUGUUCUCGAAAAGAGGGCCGUGGCAGCAAGCGGAGCCUGAGGUCGCCGCCCGUCCAGCGCCAGCGGUGUGUGCAGCUGGAGGGGGGCGAAGGCGACGACGACGGGGCGGGGGUGCCAGGCCGGUCUCCCCGCCCUCUCCCCUCGUCGGCCGAGCACAGAGACGUCGUCCUAGAGGUUGACCCCAUCCGAGUGACUACCGAGACGCCCUCGCCGGAGGUGCCCGUCGUGGUGGUGGCGACGGCCGAGGGCGGCACGCGCACGCAGGCCCUCUACCGCCACCGCGGCCGGCCCGCCCAGCCCUCCUCCUACAGCCACAGUGCCUCCGCCGGAGACCCGCUCCCGAGAACACACACAUAUCACAAGUACGGCAGCGCCAGCUUCGACCUCGCGAGGCCCAGCGGCUACGAGAAGGCGCGCGCGGCCUUCCACACGAGUCGCAGCAGCUUCGAGGGCGACCGGCGGCUGUCCCUGAGCGCCCGAGGGGCAUGUGAGAGCUUCGACAAGGGCGUGGGCUCGGGCAGGCACUUGCCAUCCAUGGAAACGGCGUCCAGGCCGUGCAGCAGCGGCAACGCCAGCGAGCGGACGCUGCCGGAGGGCCCGCCGCGGGGAGGCUUCCGCCGCAGCCGCAGCGAGAGGGUGGGCGGCGGCUCCUCGUCGGGCUCGUCGCCGGCGCGCAGCGAGUCGCUCCGCGUGGCCAGGACGCGGCCGCGCCUCCAGGACGUCGAGAUGGCCGAGAUCUGCGCGCCCCGCAGGAUGCACUACGACGAGUAUAGACUGUCGGCCGACCUGAGCCCGACGGCGCCCGUGGUCAGCAGCGGCGAGAGCGGCGUGGCGACCUCCGGCAGGUACUCCUCCUGGAGAUCCGUCGGCGUCGCGGGCCUUCGUCAGUCGUCCCUCGAGAGCGGCGAGCUGGAGGACCUGAUGGAGAACCGGAGGCACGUGGAGCAGCGUCGCCUCCUCCUCCAGGCGGACUCCACGACGCCUUCGGACGAGGACGAGGAACCGAGGAGCAAAGUCAGAUACAACGACAUGGGGUCGCUGGAGCAGCGUCGUCCUAAGCUCAAGAUCUUCCAACAGGUGAACGAGGAGAUGGCUGACCUCUUGGACGACUCCAGCGUUGCCUCCAAUGACGCGCAGGAGAAGAUCAAGGUACAGUGUCGCGCCCUUUGGCAGCUGCGAGCUACCCUGGAGGAGGAGGACCCCGAGGAACCCGACUCGGACUCCGGCAGGAUGGAGGUCUUGAGUUCUCCUGACCACCACUCGCCGGGCAGGACCUCGGACCUUGAGAACGUAACCAGCGCCACCAGUCACACGACAUCCUUCGAGAGCAACACAGAGGCCAUAGUGGGCGGCGAAUCGGGCGGCAUAGAAGGCACCACGGGCGAGGAGGUGGGCGGAGUCUGUCGCGAGGAGGUGGGCGAAGUCUGUCGCGAGGAAGUGGGCGGAGUCUGUCGCGAGGAGGUGUCCCAGGGAAGAGCCGAGACGGAGACAACGCAGACGACCCUCACCCUGCCGUCUUCGGAGGCGAGGCGCACCUCCUACAGAGCCAUAUUAGCCAGCAGACUAAAGCAACUGGACGCCUCGACCCGCCCGCCGCUCUCAGCAGAGAACAGCUUCGACUCCGUGGACACCGAGUGCUCCUCGACGACGGACUUGAGUCGCCCCGAGGCCCUCACCACGAGCUUCGACUCCACCACCGACUGCCCGACGGACUCCACCAGCGACACGCACUCGCACCGCCUGCAGCAGAUGAAGGCCGACAGCGGCUACAGGAGUCUGGAGGCCAACAACGGUCGUCCUCCGAAGCUCAGUAAAAAGCAGAUCCACUUCAUGGAGGACAGCGUGGAGGUCACCGAGGUGGACGUGGAGCGGGACCGCAGCCGGGAGCGCCCCCGAAGCACGGACUUCUCCCAGGACCUUCCUGACGAGCUGGGGGACCCGCAGAGCAAGAGAGAGAGGCUCAGGAAGAGUUUUGCUCAGUUCGAGAGGCGCACCAGCAAGUCCCUGACCAAGAAGCGGCGAGAGGCCCUGCGCGAGAGACACGCCUCCCUCGACACGGCGCUCAGCGUCCCCCUCUCCGGCCCCCUCAUCGGCGUGGGCGGCUCCCUCGAGGUCGACGCCGCCACCACCGACGAGAUCAGCGGCAAGAGGUCCGUUCUCGCGCGGUUCCUCCGGACGCACCGGUACCCGGCGGCCCACUAUCGCCUUCUGCAGCGCGACUACUCCAUAGACGAGAAAUCCGAUCGCCUGUUCAAGGAAUUCAGUCGGACGGAGGUCCCCCUGGAGUGGGAGCCCCCCAACAGACGGAGCUCUCGCUUCUACACCAGCAGGCGUCUCCACCGGCACCUGGACGCCGAAGGGUCGCCCAGGUCGCACCGCCGCAAGCUCUCGCCGCAGGACUCCAUCGAGGAGGAGGACCAGAUGGCCGCCGCCCUGUGGGAGGGGGAGGUCUCGCGGCCCGAGUCGCUGACAGGGUCCAUCGCGGGCGACGACGUGGCCUCCUUCGCCGUGACCGAGGAGGCUGAGUGACGCCCCUCGCUCUCCAGGAAGACAAGAUAGGCCUGCCACACGUGAAGGAGUGGAUAGCGCUGUCUUGCCCAAGAAGUGGGUGUCAGUCAGCGAGGUGAUAUCCGGGACAGAAGUCCGUGACUGCAAUCGGAGGGCUGAGUCAGCUGACGUGCGGGUUUUUUAUUGAUGGUGAAUAGUGUGUUCGCAUAUCCUUCUCUAUCGAAUCUCGUCGACUAGUUCAUUAUUAGCUCUUCUUAUUUGAGUCACGUAGUGAUAGUGUGAAGGUGGAUACAAAGUGACUCGCGCACACAGCGGUCUCCGUCGGUGGCAUAAAAAAGGGAUGGAAUUACAGUCAAACAAAUAUAUCAAAAAAACAUUCCCGGAGAAAAAAAUAAUAAUGAUGAGUAGCAAUAGAAAAGGCGUUUCCCUUAAUGUAUUUCACCUAUAGUAAAUAUUUUUCCUCCCUAUAAGCAUGUUGCAUACGAGUGUUCAAGAGGAAGCUGAAAGAUGCAAGUUCCAGUCACAGAAACAGGAACGACAUGCUAUAACUUAAAGAUGAGUGAAUGAAGUGGACAUGAAAAUGAGGUCAACGUAGUGUUCAUGAUUAUUACCACAUUUUUUUUUUCUCGCAGGGUUCUUACUAUCUAUUAAGAAUGAUAUUAUAUAGGUCCCAAAUAUACUUAUAAUGUUACAAGAUACAAAACGUAAAGUAAUUAGAAGAUACAUGUGCUACACAAAGCCGACAGCGGUAUUCCAUGAGUGAAGUGCAUAUGUACUCGGCAAUACACAUUUGUGAUCAACUGUAGGGUUAAGAGAGUGUUAAAAGUGGAUGAUUUAUAACUUAAGCCCUGUGGUGUAGUGAUGAGUGUGUUUGUACAAGACGAGGACCACGAGAAACAAUCAGGUAUUGGCCAGCUUGUUACCAGUCGCCCCUUCCCUGUCCAUAGAUGAAAAAAGGCAUUUAUUUUAUGAUGAAGAAAACAAAACAAAGAAUUAAAAAUCAUUCAUUUAUACUCAAGUGCCUCGUGGUAGUUAAACGUCUUUGUCUUGAUAUCCAUUCUAGUUUUUCCAUUGCUUAUAAUGCCUGAUAGAUUGGAAUACACGAUUGUAUAAGGGAUCUGUGGUAUGAGCAGCUUCAUCUUCAGACUGAUAAUACGCUGGUCGGAUGCUGAUGAUGUGUUUUCGAAACGUGGUCCUUCUAAUAAAUAUAGUUUGUUCUGCUUAAGAUGUCCGUCUUGCUCGAUACAAAAGUGACAAUUCAGGUUUGACUCAAGUUCUAGGAAUACUGAUUAUGCAUAUGUAUAUAUAUGUGUG
This is a messenger RNA of Penaeus vannamei (Pacific white shrimp), 3909 nucleotides long. The record is from RefSeq and is a predicted model, not a curated record. Lineage: Eukaryota; Metazoa; Arthropoda; Malacostraca; Decapoda; Penaeidae.